AUGGCCGUAUUCUCCAACAGCCCUGUUCCUUUAUGGAUCUUGUUCGCGCCUUCAGCGGGCCUUGGAAUCUUGGUGAUUUUGCUGUAUAUUUGCAUCUAUCGAUUAUUAUUUCAUCCUUACCACAAGUACCCUGGGCCAUUCCUCGCCAAGCUGACCAGCUGGUAUUCGGUCUACCACACGUAUUAUGGCGAUCUUCACCUUGAUAUCUGGGAAUGUCACCAGAAAUAUGGCAAUUGCGUUCGAUAUGCGCCAAACGGAGUCUUGAUCAACACCCCAGAAGGCCUCAAAGGUACCAUCCACAACCCCUCUUUCGCCACCACCACUCUUUCGCCAGGCAAAAUUAAAAAAGCUCCACCAAAACUCAUCAACUUCACUUACACAGAAUUUGACCAAAUUGGCAGCAAUGCAUAA
This is a messenger RNA of Fusarium oxysporum Fo47, 411 nucleotides long. RefSeq lists its product as uncharacterized. NCBI's taxonomy places the organism in Eukaryota, Fungi, Ascomycota, Sordariomycetes, Hypocreales, Nectriaceae. Bases 1 to 411 code for a protein of 136 amino acids. The record is from RefSeq and is a predicted model, not a curated record. The transcript has 3 exons. Gene Ontology annotation, molecular function: heme binding; iron ion binding; monooxygenase activity.